AUGUGUACUUUGUUUUCUGGGAGUUGUUUACUAUAUGCAAGUCGCAAUAUUCUUCCAAUAUGUUCAUCCUACAUUGCAAAGGAACAUAACUGGACUCGCCAAGACGAGGGUCUUGUGAUGGGAAUAUUUUUCUGGGGCUAUAUGCUGACGCAGUUUGCUGGUGGCUACUUUAGUGAUCUCUACGGUGGAGAAAUAGUCCUCCCUCUGACUACUGUCAUAUGGGGACUUAUUACCACCUUAUUUGUUAUAAUACCUCUUAUUGUUUCUCACAAAGAUGUUAUUUUUCACUUGUUUCUUCUGACCCGUUUUCUAUUGGGGAUUUUUCAAGGCUUCUUUUAUCCAGGAUUGGCAUCUCUCAUGGCGAAACACGUACAAAUGUCCGAACGCCAAUUCACGUAUUCAUUCAUCACUUCAGGAUCUCACGCUGGUACGCUGAUGUGUGGUUUUGUGGGAUCUUUUCUCAGUGAAGCCUAUAGUUGGGGAUUACUCUUCCUCUUUAUUGGAAGUUUGGCCGUGUUUUGGGCCGCUUUCGUUUUUCAACAUCUUAUCGUUUACCUCAAUUGUCAACAAUCUGACAGCCGCAGUACUCUAGGCAACCUAAAUCGUCCGUCUUUUCUGCAUUCUUCAGUUAAGAGUGGUUCAGUAGACACGCCAACAUAUCCGGAAGCAUUGAAUGGUGAUUUGGUUAAAAUAUACAAUUCAUCUCCAAAAAUUUCAAAUCAAAGCCUUGAUUGGUGUCUUCUGCUUAAGCAGCCGGCGUUUUGGUCAAUGCUUUUGGGCAAUUUCGUUUUCAACAAUACGUUUUACAUAAUCCUCAAUUGGUUGCCUUCCUACUUUCAUGAUAAUUACCCUGACGCAAAGAGUUGGAUUUUCAAUGUUGUUCCAUGGCUCAUUGUAGCCCCUUGCACUCUUGUCAGUGGAUUUCUAGCCGACUGGAUGGUAACUCUUGGCUUUUCGGUGACUUUUGUUCGCAAGACUAUAUCAUCAGUAGCUUUGUUGGGGACUUCCGUAUUUCUGCUCAUACUGCAGUUGCUAGAAAGGUUUUAUGCGUCUGUGCUAUGCAUGGCUCUAGUUCUGGCUUGUUGCGGCUUUCAUAAUAGUGGUAUUCUCCUCAAUCCUCAGGACAUGGCACCAAUGAAAGGUGGUCAGGUUUUUGGAGUGAUGUCAACAGUGGGCACAAUUCCAGGAUUCACGGGCGUUUAUCUCACGGGCUAUAUCCUCUCAAAGUGGCACAACUGGUCUACCGUCUUUCACUGCGCUGUUUUUGGUAAUCUCGUUGGCUGGAUGUUCUACGUCAUUUUCGGAUCGUCGAAGUCAAUUGUCUAA
This is a messenger RNA of Rodentolepis nana, 1326 nucleotides long. The record is from the annotation of a GenBank genome assembly. Lineage: Eukaryota; Metazoa; Platyhelminthes; Cestoda; Cyclophyllidea; Hymenolepididae.